Callorhinus ursinus (northern fur seal) is the source of this 5545-nucleotide messenger RNA. It is a transcript of the gene MUC16, whose product is annotated as mucin 16, cell surface associated. The record is from RefSeq and is a predicted model, not a curated record. Lineage: Eukaryota; Metazoa; Chordata; Mammalia; Carnivora; Otariidae.
AACCAGACACCAAACACUCAGUAGGCACCAGUCUUGGGGCAGAAGCCAGUUCAGCUGUUCCAACUCCGACUAUCUCCCCUGGUGUACCCGAUAUGAUGACCUCCCAGGUCCCUAGUUCUGAGACAGAUGCCAAUAUGACUAUUCCAAGUCUAACUCUUUCUCCUGGUGAACCAGCAACCACAGCCUUAUCGGUCCCCCAGUCCAAUGCAAAGACAAGCGCAAAUUUUCCUGGUUCAGCUGCUUUUCCUCAUUUACCAGAGACCGUCGCCUCACCAUCCAUCCAACCUGAGUUGGAGGUUAGUGAAGCUCUUCCAGCUCAGACUGUUUCCCUCAGUCCAGCGAAAAUAACAUCCUUCACCACACCUGUGACUGAGACCAGCAGAGUUGAUCUAGGUCCAACGAUCUCACUUGGUGUUCCUGCGGAAACAGCCUCACUCUCCACCCAUCUUGGCACAGACAUCACAACGAUUUCAAGUUCAACUCUUUCCCCCGUUUUAUUGGUGACCACAGGCUUACUGGCCACCAGCCCUGCAUCAGGUGCCAGCACAGGUAUCCCAACUUCGACUGCUGGUGAUCUUGGGCCUGUCAGUACCCCUGCAACCACUGGUGAGCCUUACACCUUAACUUCCUGGGGCACAGAACCCUCACCACCUGUGACCUCAGUUGGACUCCCUGAAUUGUCCAAGACUGUGAUGGGGAACACUCUGACCUUGAUAGCAUCAGAGACACCAACACCACCUAAAACCAGUCACGGAAAAGGACUGAAUACAACAACUGUCCUGAAAACCACAACUCUUGAGACCACUAAUUUAGCUGCUACAGGUUCAGGCCCCAUCAUAGUAGAGACCACAACCACCUUCAAUACAUCAGCAGGAAGUCCCUUUGUCCCUGAGACCUCACCUGGGAUGUCCACCUUGACCUCUCUGAGUGUGGCUUCAGAAACAACUGCAGUUCCUUUCUUGAUGCCUUUUACUGUCAACUUCACCAUCACCAACCUGCACUACACAGAGGACAUGGAAAACUCGAGCUCUGAGAUAUUCAGUGCCACUGAGAGAAACCUGCAGCACCUGCUCGGGACUCUGUUCAAAAACAGCAGCAUUGGUUCACUCUAUGCUGGCUGCAGUCUGACCUUGCUCAGGGCUGAAAAGGAUGGAACAAGCACCAGAAUGGACGCGGUCUGCACCUACCGCCCAGAUCCCACAGGCUUCAGUCUGGACAGAGAGGGGCUAUCCUGGGAGCUAAGCCAGCAGACCCAUGGUGUCACUCAGCUGGGCCCUUACACCCUGGACAGGGACAGUCUCUGUGUCAAUGGUUAUAACUAUCAGUACUGGAUCCCCACCACCAGCACUCCGCUGACUUCUACAUUCUCUCCAGGACUCCCUGCAUCUCUGCCUCCCACCCCCAACUCUACAGCUGCAGGUGUGGGUCCCGCCCUGGUGCCAUUCACCCUCAACUUCACCAUCACCAACCUGCUCUGCACCCCAGACAUGAGGCACCCAGGCUCCAUGAAGUUCAAUUCCACUGAGAGGGUCCUGAAGAGCCUGCUUGGUCCCUUAUUUAAGAACACCAGUAUUGGCCCACUGUACUCUGGUUGCAGACUGACCUUGCUCAGGACUGAGAAGGGCGGAGCAGCAACUGGAGUGGAUGCCAUCUGCACCUACCAUCCUGACCCCAUGGGCCGCAGGCUAAACAGAGUAGAACUAUACCAGGAACUGAAUCAGCUGACCCACGGUGUCACCUGGCUGGGCACCUACACCCUGGACAGAGACAGUCUCUACGUCAAUGGUUAUAACCAUCAGUACUGGACCCCUACCACCAGCACUCCAGUGACUUCUACAUUCUCUCCAGAAUCUUCCACAACUCUGUCCCCCAUCCUCAGCUCUACAGCACCGGUCCCUUUCCUGGUGCUGUUCACCCUCAACUUCACCAUAACCAACCUGCACUACGAACAGGACAUGCAGCAUCCAGGCUCUUGGAAAUUCACCUCCACGGAGAGGAUCCUGCAGGGUCUGCUCAAACCCCUGUUCAAGAAUAGCAGUCUGGGAUCCCUCUAUUCAGGCUGCAGACUAGCCUCGCUCAGGCCUGAGAAGGAUGGGGCAGCCACCAGAGUGGAUGCCAUGUGUAUGCAUCGCCCCGACCCUGAAGGCCGUGGACUGGACAGAGAACAGCUGUACUGGGAGCUGAGCCAGCUGACCCAUGGCAUUGCCCUGCUGGGCCACUACACCCUGGACAGGAACAGUCUCUGUGUCAAUGGUUUCACCCAUCAGAGCUCUGCACCCAUCACCAACAGUUACACACAUCAGGUCCUGACCUCCACCCCCAGCACCUCUACCAUCUCCCCAGUGACCUCAGCGACCCCCAUCCCUACCUCCACAGCCACUGGUCCUGCCCUGGUGCUGUUUACUCUCAACUUCACCAUCACUAACCUGCACCACCAGGAGGGUAUGAGUCACCCUGGUUCCUGGAGGUUCAACACCACCCAGAGAAACUUGCAGCACCUGCUAGGACCCUUGUUCAAGAACACCAGUGUGGGCCCCCUGUACUCAGGCUGCAGACUCACCUUGCUCAGGCCUGAAAAGGGUGGAGCAGCCACUGGAGUUGACGCUAUCUGCACCUACCAACCUGACGCCUCAGGUCUCCAGCUGGAUAGGGAGCGGCUCUACUGGGAGCUGAGCCAGCAGACCCAUGGUGUCACCCAGCUCGGUUCCUACAUCCUGGACAGGGACAGUCUCUGUGUCAAUGGUUACACCAGACCACCACCGACCUCCAUCCCCAGUGUUCCUGUGACUUCCACGCCCUCAGAAGCCUCGGCAGCUCCAAUCUCCUUCUCCAGCUCUACAGUCUCUGGCCCUGACCUGGUUCCAUUCACCCUUAACUUCACCAUCACCAACCUGCACUACACGGAGGACAUGCAGCUUAUGGGCUCAGCUAAGUUCAACAAAACAGAGAAGAUCUUGCAGAGCCUGCUCAGACCCUUAUUCAAGAACACCAGUGUGGGCCCCCUCUACUCUGGCUGCAGACUGACCUUGCUCAGGCCUGAGAAGGAUGGGGCUGCCACUGGAGCGGAUGCCAUCUGCACCCACCGCCCUGACCCCGUGGGCCCUGGGCUGGACAGAGAGCGGCUGUACCAGGAGUUGAGCCAGCUGACCAGUGGCGUCACCAGGCUGGGUCCCUACACCCUGGACCCGGACAGUCUCUACAUCAAUGGUUACACCCGCCAGACCCGGGCCACCACCCCCAGCAGUUACACCUAUCCAGCUUCAGCCACCACCCCCAACACCACUGGCCCCAUUCUGGUGUCCUUCACCCUGAACUUCACCAUCACCAACCUGCACUACACCGAAGACAUGGGGCACCCAUCUUCUUCCAAGUUCAACUCCACUGAGAGGAUCCUCCAGCACCGGCUCAGGCUUUUGUUCAACAAGACCAGUGUCGGCCCCUUCUACGCUGGCUGCAGACUGGCCUUGCUCAGGCUUGAGAAGGGUGGAGCCGCCACUGGAGUGGACAUCACCUGCACCAUCCACUCUGAUCCUGCAGGCCCCAGGCUGGACAAAGAGCAGCUGUACCGGGAGCUGAGCCGUGAGACCUAUGGCAUCACCCAGCUGGGGUCCUUCACCCUGGACAGGGAAAGCCUCUACAUCAAUGGUUAUAACUUUGGAGCCAUGGCCCCGACUACCACUACUGGGGAGGUCGGUGAGGAGCCGUUCACGCUGAACUUCACCAUCGACAACCUGCGCUACUCAGCGGAUAUGGGCCACCCCGGCUCCCUCAAGUUCAACAUCACAGACAGCCUCAUGCAGCACCUGCUCAGCCCAUUGUUCCAGAGGAGCAGCCUAGGAGCCCGAUAUGCAGGCUGCAAGGUCACCUCACUAAGGUCUGUGAAGAAUGGCGCCAAAACAAGGGUGAACAUCCUCUGCACCUACCGGCAGCCCCCCAGCAGCCCAGGUCUGCCUGCCAGGCAGGUGUUCCAUGAGCUGAGCCGGCAGACCCGUGGCAUCACCCGGCUGGGCCCCUAUUCUCUGGACAAGGACAGCCUCUACCUCAAUGGCUACAAUGAACGUGGUCCAGAUGAGCCUCCGACAACUCCUGAGGCAGCCACCACAUUCCUGCCUCGUUCGUCACCACCUGUGCAACUAGAAGCCACCACAGCUAUGGGACACAACCUGAAGACCCUCACACUAAACUUCACCAUCUCCAACCUCCAGUAUUCAAUGGCUAUGAACAAUGGCUCAGCUAUGUUCAACUCCACCAAGAGGACCCUGCAGCGCCUGCUUGGAUCCUUGUUUCUGAAAAGCAGUCUGGGCCCCUUCUACUCAGGUUGCAGACUAAUCUCCCUCAGACCUGAGAAGGAUGGGGCAGCCACCCAUGUUGAUACCAUCUGCACCUACCACCAUGAUUCCAUGGGCCAUGGGCUGGACAGAGAGCGGCUUUACUGGGAGCUGAACCAGCUGACCCAUGGUGUCACCCAGAUGGGCCUCUACACCCUGGUCAGUGACAGCUUCUUCGUCAAUGGCUAUGCACCUCAGAGUUUAUCUACCCAGAGGGAGUAUCAGCUAAAUUUCCGCAUCAUCAACUGGAACCUCAGCAACCCAGACCCCAUAUCCUUGGAGUACACAGCCCUGUGGAGGGACAUCCAGGACAAGGUCACCAAACUCUACAGAGGCAGCCAGCUACAAGACAUAUUCCGCUCUUGUCUGGUCACCAACUUGACGUUGGGCUCCAUGUUUGUCACCAUCCAGGCACUGUUCUCUUCUAAUGUGGACCCCAGCGUGGUGAAGAAGGUCUUUCUGGACAAGACCCUGAAUGUCUCAUCACACUGGCUAGGCGCCACCUAUCAACUGGCGGACCUUCAUGUGACAGAAGUGGAGCCAUCAGCUCAUCUACCAACAGACAAACCAACAAGCAGUCCCCGCCCUGAGCACUUCCAGCUGAGUUUCACUGUCACCAACCUACUCUAUUCCCAGGACACAGCCCAGCCGGGCACCACCAAACACCAGCAGAACAAGAGAAGUAUUGAGAAUGCGCUCAACCAGCUCUUCCAAAACAGCAGCAUCAAGAGUUUUUUCUCUGGCUGUGAAGUUUUAGCAUUCAGGUCUGUCCCCCACAGCAACCACACUGGGGUGGACUCCCUGUGUAACUUUUCACCAUUGGCUUGGAGACUGGACAGAGUUGCCAUCUAUUUGGAGUUCCUGAGGCUGACCAAAAAUGGUACCCAGCUGCAGAACUUUACCCUGGACAGAAACAGUGUCCUUGUGGAUGGGUAUUCUCCCAACAGAAAUGAUGUCUUAACUGAAAAUUCUGACCUCCCCUUCUGGGCCAUCAUCAUUAUCUGCUUGGUGGGACUCCUGGUACUCAUCACAUGCCUGAUCUGCUGCUUCCUGGUCACUGUCCACCAGCGGAAGAAGGAGGGAAACUACGAGGUUCAGCAGCACAGUCUGGGCUCUUACCUGCCACACCUGGAUCUGAGGAAGCUGCAGUGAGAGCUUUGCGUGAGGCUCCAAUGGAGCUUGGCUGGAGCAGGAAUAAACCACAUUGGUCGGACACA